AGACCCCCCGACGCAAAAAUGACGUUACGGAAACCCGGUAGGACGGACUCCGUUUGAAAAAUCCCGACGCCCGCUCGCAGGACUGCUUGAGGAGCCGCCGCCGCCUUUGGGACGUGUUUGUCCUUUUAAACGGGAGUUGUUUGGAGUCGGUGGAGGAAAGACGCCGCAUCCCUGCGCUACGACGACGUUUCGCUUUUCUGCGGGAGUUUAUCAGUGCGAGAGUGAAAAAUUUUUUCGUUGAUAGUCCACCCGCGGGUGUUUGCUGGUUUGCCCGAUCACCUCAACUGGCAACGCCAUCCUUCGCCUUAGGCCAGGAUGACAAUUGAAGCGGAGGGUGCAGUGCACCCAGAGACUGCGGCCGAGUCUCCGGCCGAGGCAUCUGUCACUGGUCAGAAAGGCAAGAGCCUGGACGAACUCGUGGUCGGGCUCAGCUCGGCCGAUGAGCUCAAACCCAUCGACGGCGUGCCCAUUACCGAGGCAAAGACUGGUGACGCCGACUCUGCGGCCCCGCAGAAGCAGCAGGGAAAGGAAGAACUGGAAGCUGUGGAAGAAGAGGAUGUGGUGAAGGUUGAAUCUCUGCCCGACUUGCCAAAGACACCCACAACUCGCUUCUGGGCCAGGUGGUUCAAGAAGGGCAGCUUCACACCCAACUUCGGCAAGCAGCGCACAGAGGAUACAGAGAUGUGUGAGAAGGAGACGCAGGAUGACAAUCAGGGCAAGAAAGAGGAGAAUCACGCAGGUGAUGAGAACCACAAAGACAGCAAAGACUCCCCGGCGAAUGGCGAUGGCAUUGGCGAACAAGGCAAGAAUGAAGGCGAGGGGCAGAACGUGAAAUCAUCCUCCAGUUCAACAGACAUCACCAUCCCUAUUGGUGAUGCCGACACGGCCACGAAGGCAGACGAGAAGCAGGGCGACGAGAGCGUGCCGGAAAAACUGCCUCUGCGUGAGCGAUUUGCCGUGUAUCGACGUAAGCGCUACCUCCUUGUAGGUGCAGCCAUUGGAGUCUUAUUCCUCGUUACUGUAAUCCUGGUGGUGACGGCCCUCUCUGGCGGAGGCUUUGGCUACGACGACGACGACUGGAGCAUUCCCGUGGCAGCCACGGACUGCGGUCUAGUCGAGGGUCACAUAGAAGAGGGUGCUUUCGUCUUCCGCGGCAUUCCGUACUCUCUUCCUCCUGUCGGCGAGCACCGCUGGAAACCUCCGAGGGCCUUCCAAAGCAUCAGCGAGUGCUGGUCUGGAACGAAGCAGGUGCACAAGUUUGCUCCUAGAUGCCCCCAAAAGAAGGCACCCGGUGUGCGUUUCAACACAAGCGAGGACUGCCUUUACCUGAACGUUUACACACCAUCCAUGUCCAAGCGGGGCCUUCGGCCAGUCCUGGUGGUGCUUCCUGGCGGAUCGCUCAUGGGGAUGGGAGAAGAGGACAUCUUUCUGGAGCCGAGUCCAGGGCUUGCACGCACCCACGACGCCGUGGUGGUGACAUUUGAGUACCGGCGCAAUGCGUUUGGCUUCUUGUCCUUGGACCUGCUCUCGAAGGGGGUGAGGCCGCCGACAUCUGGGAACUAUGGAUUCCUGGACCAAGUGGCAGUGCUGAAGUGGGUGCAGCGCAACAUCCGGCAGUUUAAUGGGGACCCCAACAAGGUGGUUGUGUUUGGCCAUGGUGCGGGAGCCACAUCAGCCCUGCUUCUCGCAACGUCGACAGAAACCAAGGGCCUCCUCAGUAGGGUCUGGGCCACAGGUGCAUCUGUCAACUUCCCCAACCAGACAGUUGAGGAGGCUGCACGCAACAACCUCGAGUUUCUGGCGAACAUCAACUGUACCAGCCUCACCUGCCUUCACCAGAAGACAGCCGACGAAGUAAUAGCAGCUGUGCCCAUGUCGUGGUACGAUGACGUGUCUGCACAGUUGCCACGCAAGCAAGAAAUGACAGCACCAAGUCUGGUUGUCGUUGAUGGAGUCUUCAUCAAAGAUUUUGUCUAUGAGCUGUGGGCAUCUGAGAACUUCACCCGAGUUCCUGUUGUAAUUGGUUCCAACCUGCAGGAGUUUGCCUCUCGAAGGGUGCUCCCUGAGGCAGACCAAGUGGACAGCGCAGAGCUCAGCUCUUACGUCAGGGACCGGCUGGGGACCAUUGACCCCAAGUUGGCUGACAAGGUGCUGCAGAUGUAUGUGCACAACGACACAAUGCCAGCAGAGCAGCUGCACACAAUGAUCUCCGAUGUCCGUGUGACCUGUCCACUGGAGCUGUUGACCGGCGACUUCAUCAAUGCCACCGAAGGGGCAAGAGCCGCACACUUCUACAUUGUCGACUACUCGCCAAACAUUUCACUCUCCUUCUCCACAAAUGCCGAGCCAACCAGGCUCGCGCAGCAUGGGCUGGACGUAGCAGCCAUCUUUGGCAAAAUGUCAUCUGCAGCGGGCUCAUCAGAGAUGCACCGCAAUGACCUGCAGUUUGAGCACAACCUGCAGAAGCUGUUCCAUAGCUUUGUGCACGCUGGCACGCCAUCACUCGGCUCCCAACUCAAGGAGAGCCCGUUUGUGAACUACAUCAGCGCCAAUGUGCGCAGUCGGGCAUCCCAGCAUGAGCCAUGUGCCAGUUGGGAAGAGUACAGUGUGUUCCCUGAAUAUGCCAAGAAGAACUGAUUUUGCAUCUUGUGUUCUGUCAUCAUAACUACUUUCCCCAUCGUUUGUUGUGACCCUCGACGAAAACAUUAGAAAAGCUGGUCUCUUCACCGGCGUUAUGCAGUAAUGCUGGUAUAUCCAGUUGGUGAAGAGUCUAAGGAAAAGGAAAGCUUGCGAUUAUCAGAAGGCAAGCCAGUUCCUGUAAGUUGAUAUAAUGAUUUCCAGCUGCUAAUGGCUGCUAAGUAAUUGCUUAGGCAGCUUGUUAUGCUAUCUGGAGGAAGUGUCAUUGUACCAUGACGGCAAUUUAGGACACUGAUGAUUGCAUAAAAUUAGUGUCUAUCAUUGGCUAUUGUGCACCAGUCAUCAUCUAACAGAUAUAUUACAGAAAUUCAUAUAUCCAUCGGGUUCUGUAAGGUUGCCACACCGAAAAUUACUGCAAAUGUCCCCAGGACAUUCACACAUGCAUAGCUUCACACCUUCGUGUUCGUGGCUAAGAAGAGGAAGCUGAGGGCCUCAAAAUGUGCUGCUACUGGCCAGCCGUUAGUCAAACACAAAGACCAGGAGAGAUGCCUAAUUUCAAGGUCACCGCGUAAUGGGUGCAGCAGUGUUGGUCAAGUGGGGCACUGUGCUCGAUUCCCCAUUGCAACCCAGGGCUCAGUGUUCUGAAUACUC
This is a messenger RNA of Rhipicephalus microplus (southern cattle tick), 3288 nucleotides long. RefSeq names its product neurotactin-like. NCBI's taxonomy places the organism in Eukaryota, Metazoa, Arthropoda, Arachnida, Ixodida, Ixodidae. The record is from RefSeq and is a predicted model, not a curated record.